Haemonchus placei is the source of this 1173-nucleotide messenger RNA. The record is from the annotation of a GenBank genome assembly. NCBI's taxonomy places the organism in Eukaryota, Metazoa, Nematoda, Chromadorea, Rhabditida, Trichostrongylidae.
AUGAUCGUGCAUGUAUUACCAUGCGCUGCUGCGUUAUUUGUCCGUUUGGAGAAGAUGGAGAUUGCACACAGCGAGAAUGGAGGCGAUUCAACCGAAAUGCCAGCUAGUAAUGUUGCCCUGUCACUCUCAGGGGCUCAAAAGCUCAGGUUUGGAGUCGACAAAGAUCGAGUGGUAGCAAUGAUUUACUCGCACACUCAAUUAAAAGGGAAGAAUAAAUUGAUGUCGGCAUUGCUCAGUGCUAUCGAGAAACGCGGGAUGCACUUGGUCACUCCUCUUGUCAACAAUCUACGAGAGAUCGGCAACAUGUUUCACACCGAUGACGUUUGUAAUCAAGCUAGGCAGCUUCUUCUGCGAAAUAGUCGAAUUGUUUGGGAUAUUGAGAAAGUGAAACUGGCAGAUAGAAACAUGAAAGAAGUGCUCUCGGUCAGUGACGCAGUAGCCAGGUUGCGAUCUCUCUUCGAAAACAUGAUGAAUAACGGCAUGAAUCCGAAGGAUUUGUGCAGUUCUAGUCCAUGGGUGCACAAGGUCAUUCAUGAAUUCUUUUUCGAUGAGAAGCUGGCGGACUUCGCCAUCCGUGCAUAUAUAAGUCUACAUUUCGCAUUCGAUGACAUUACUUGCACGGAAUUGCCCUGUGCUAACUAUCAUGCCAAGGUGUAUGACUUCUUUGUCAAGGACUCCAAUCUCGUACAUUACAUCAUCCCACUCAGUCCGAAUAGCAACCAAUAUCUCUCUCUCGUUAAAAUCAGUGUGAAUCGUGGCAACCUUAUUCGUACGCUAACACAAGAAGUUCUGAUUGACUCCAUCGUGAGCAGUUUCUCGGAAUACGGAAUCAAGUCAAAUGGUAUUCGAUCGCAACUUCGCGUGACAUUGCUAGUGAAUAUAGUUCAACCUAUUACUAGGAUGGAGUCAAAAAACAGUUCUCGUGAAGCCCAAUUGGAAGAACUUCCUGAACAUUCGGAACAUGAUGAUCUUCUAGUCACUGAAGCAGAAAAUGCUUCCAGUGUUAUUUCAGCUGCUCUCUCACAGAAGCUCACUGCUGUCGACAUUCUCACUCACGUCCUUGUAUGCAAUUCGCUCAAGCCACUCAUGCAGGAUAAUCUGCGUGCCUUCAAUGUCGUAAACACAGUCAAUGCUUGGUUGACUAUUGUUGAGAUUCAUCCCAAUAUGAAUUGA